CUUCCCUCACUUCGCUUCCACAGUAUGGCCGGCGACAUUAGCUAGCGCUCGCUCAAUGCUUUUCUCUGUAACGGGAACACACGGAAUACAAGGAACCGAACCGCACCGCAUCGCCUGCACGCUUGCCUACUCCGCACUUCUUGCCUUCCAUUUCCCUCCUUCCCCUACCCCAAAGGAUCUUACCAACCCGCCACCCUUUUCUGCAACCGCUCACUGAAAUAUUUUAUAUAUGAGCGCGCCCGCACACACACACACACGUAUUUUAUCUUAUAACUUAAUAUAAGAUUACUGCCCCAUCCAAGGUAAAACCUGCUUGGGACGGGCUGGGACCCCACGAAGGCGCCGCGGCCCUGCCUAGAAGCAACAGUCCUAUCAGCUGUAGCUGGUGUAGGUGAGGAGGGCGGCGGCGACAGCAGCAGAUUUUGGUUGGGGGGGUGUCUGUCAUUUUAAUUUCUGUGGUUGGUUUUGCGGAGUUGUCUCACCAUGAUGGAGGAGAACGGUGCACACUUCUUCGAAGGGACUGAGAAGCUACUGGAGGUGUGGUUCGCCUGGCAACAGCCCUCGCCGCAGGAGCCGCACCAGAGUAAUGGCUCCGGCGACCUCCGCACCAUUCCCAGGUUUGAGUGGGACAAACUUCUGGAGAAUGUGCAUUGUUUGAUCAUAAGUGUGACAAAAACUGACAAGCAGGAAGCUUAUGUACUCAGUGAGAGUAGCAUGUUUGUCUCCAAGAGACGUUUCAUUUUGAAGACAUGUGGUACCACCCUCUUACUGCAGGCACUGGUUCCCCUGUUAGAGCUUGCUAGAGAGUACUGUGGGUUUGACUCCAUUCAGAGCUUCUUUUAUUCACGUAAAAAUUUCAUGAAGCCUUCCCACCAAGAGUACCCACAUAGGAAUUUCCAGGAAGAAGUAGAGUUCCUUAAUGAAAUAUUUCCAAAUGGAGCAGCAUACUGCAUGGGCCGUAUGAAUUCUGACUGCUGGUAUUUGUACACUCUGGAUUUCCCAGAGAGUCGAGUAAUCAAUCAGCCAGAUCAAACACUGGAAAUUCUGAUGAGCGAGCUUGAUCCAGCAGUUAUGGACCAGUUCUACAUGAAAGAUGGUGUUACUGCAAAUGAUGUCACUCGUGUGAGUGGAAUUCGUGACCUGAUACCAGGUUCUGUCAUUGAUGCUACAAUGUUCAAUCCUUGUGGGUAUUCAAUGAAUGGGAUGAAAACAGAUGGAACUUACUGGACUAUUCACAUCACUCCAGAACCAGAGUUCUCAUAUGUUAGUUUUGAAACAAACAUAAGUCAAACAUCCUACGAUGACCUAACUAGGAAGGUCAUUGACAUUUUUAAGCCAGGAAAAUUUGUGACAACUCUCUUUGUUAAUCAGAGCUCAAAAUGUCGCACCGUGUUUUCUUCAGCCCAGAAGAUUGAAGGUUUUAAGCGUCUUGAUCGCCAGAUUGCCCAGUUUAAUGACUACAACUUCGUUUUUACCAGUUUUGCCAAGAAUAAGCAGCAAAGUUGAUUAAGAGGAAUGAAGAAGAAAAAACGCAAAAAUAUACCCAAUAGAGGUGGUGGUGGUUGCUUUCUAGUAAAUGAUACAAGGGGCCAUAUUUUUCAUAUCCACCUCGUAGUUGCAGAAAGCCCUAGAUGUAAUCAUAGUAUAAUUUUCAAUUGUAUGCAUUAUUAUAACAGAGUUUUAGAUAUAUUGCAUGAACACUCUCUUCUGUGUUUAGAUAUUCUAUUUCACUUUUGCUGUGAAACUGAAGCGCAUGUAGAAACAUUUUACUGUAUGAGACUCUACAGCAUUUAUAAAAACAACUCAAAUAGGUUUACAUGCAACAUAGUUUUUCUCCAAGUAUCACCUAAAAUUCCCCACAGACAAGGAUUUCGUCCUCAUUAGAAUUUCCUCUAGAUUUACUUAACUAAAAGACUUCAUUGCCUAAACUUUUUUCAUUUGUGUGCUGUAACAAAUUUUAAAACAAUUAUUGAAUGUGUCGUUUCUAAUUGGCACAUUUUGCAACAACUGAAUGACAGAUUAAACUCAAACUUUAAGAUGUUGAAACUGAUAGAACAUUUAAUGGGAUAUUUUCACUUAAAAAUAUUGAACAAUUUUUAUCACAUUGGAUCUGCAUAUAAUUCCACAAUGAAUUGAAGUGGCAAUUUGCUGUGGUUAGCACAUUACCUUUUCAUCUAUGGGUGAGUGUAUUUGCUGAUUUGUCAACAAGUUACUUUUGACAGUUGUGUAAUUUUUUGGCAAACCCAUUCUUGCUCCUUUGUUUAAAGGCAACCCAUAGCAAUUGGUGGCAGUCGUUGGACAUCUGUUUAAGUAUAUAAACAAAAUGUUGACAAUUAAGAACACAGUUGAUUCCAGGCUUUUCACAGAGAUCAGAUGCAGUUUUGACAUCUAGGAACUUAAUCAGUUAGGAGAUUGGUGCGCUUUAUGGUAAUUUUAACAGAGAAAUUUGGUAGAAACGGUGAAAUGUGAUUUCAAAUUACUGCACAAAAUAGCUGCCAUUUCUUACUGUGAAAUAUGCUGGCUCAAAUGUAAACUUUAUAUUAAUUCAAACAUGGGCCCUUCCACUCUGCAAUGUCCUGUGACAACAAUGCAUGUGAUGAUUAAGCUAAAUUUAGCAAUAUUGUGACUUCAUCUGUGUUUCUUCCUAAUUAAUAUACAGUUCUUUUUUACAUGGUGUAGAAGGCAUUGGGUGAUUUUGCUGCAGUAAGCAAAUAUGGGGAGCCUAAAUACAGUCAUGUGAAACAUUUAUAUGUAGUACAUUAGUAACAAAAUAGACAUGGAUAUUGCUUCAUGGAUAUUAAAUGCAAGUUCCUGAGAGAGUAUGUUCAGUCACCUCAAAUGCUGUGGGAUUUCAGCUGUUGAGACCAGCAAGUCUUAUAGAUGUGUCAUUCUAAUCCUUGGCUAUGUUUUUGAUUAUGAGUGUUUUGUUCCUUUUGUAUUUAUAAAGGAAACAUUUUUAGUGUUUCUAUGUUAUUAAACCUGCUUGCUUGGAAAUCAAGCAAUUGGAACAUUUUUUCAUACCAAAAUCAAUAAAUGUUGUUUCUGUGUAGCACCGAGCAGUUUAUGGUGCUUUUGCUUUUUAAGGGCCAAUUUUUCAAAUUUUUUAUAAAGAGUACUCCAAGUCAAUAGCGCUCUUUGACUUGAGAUCUGUUCAACUACAGAUUCCUUGAAGUAAUGCUGGAAAUGCAGAAUUUACACAUAAGCCUUGGAUAGAAAUAAAGCAGUUCAAUGGAUCUUCGUGAAUUAGUAGGCUGAACAAAAUGGGAGGGGGAUAUGUUUGGUGUUUAAAAUUAUCUCUGGUGUUAGACAUGGAACAUUAAAAUGUACAAAGAUGCAUCUGUACCAGAAAUCAUAAUGCUUAAAUAAAAGUUUGCUUUCUAAGCUGUUGCAAAUAGUAAAAAUGCUACUACCCUGACUUAGAUAAUUCUGCUUUGUAUUUAUAACAACAAAGCCUUGAUAUGAAUUAACAGAUGUUACCUGUAUUUUCUCAGUAGUCCCUAUGUGCUAUUGAAUGCCAGGGUGAUUCAAGAAGAUUAAAUCUACUGGAAAUGUUACUCUUGUUAAUCAAACUAGAACUCUGUUUCUAUUCAAUGAAAAAGCAUGAUGAUUAAGAAUGAAAGCUGAUAUUAAAGAUCUUUAAAAGUA
Molecule: messenger RNA, 3645 nt
Organism: Pseudonaja textilis
Lineage: Eukaryota; Metazoa; Chordata; Lepidosauria; Squamata; Elapidae
Gene: AMD1
Product: adenosylmethionine decarboxylase 1
Biological process (GO): spermine biosynthetic process; spermidine biosynthetic process
Cellular component (GO): cytosol
Molecular function (GO): adenosylmethionine decarboxylase activity
Source: RefSeq, a predicted model, not a curated record